CGAGUUCGCCCCGCCCCCGUCACUCCUCACUUCCGCUCCUGCGCGCUGUGGCUUUAGUGAACCGUGCUGUCUGCAGGACAUGGCUACUUCCCGCUUACCCCCAGCGACGCUAACGCUAAAGCAGUUCUUGAGAAGGCAACAAGUCCUCCUUCUCUACAGAAGGAUUUUACAAGCGAUUCGGCAAGUUCCAAAUGAUUCUGAUCGCAAAUACCUGAAGGACUGGGCAAGGGAAGAAUUCAAAAGAAACAAAAGUGCCACAGAGGAGGAUACAAUACGGAUGAUGAUCACACAAGGCAAUAUACAGCUCAAGGAGUUAGAAAAAACACUUGCUUUAGCGAAAUCGUAACUAUAGCAUUAUUCUGAAAGAUUUUCAGUCUCCGUGUGUUUUGUUCAGCUUAGGCCCAAUGAUGAGCAGCCCAAAGCCAAGUCAAACUGUUUGCAUGUACAGUUCUCAGGCAUAAUAUCAGAACAUGGAGCAUGGCAUGUCACAGAGAGCAAAAGAGAAGCACAUCAGAACUAUUGCCUUAGCACUGAAAAAACACACCCUGUGUUUUGAAAAUGUUUCUCGAUUUGUCAGCAGUUUUUGUGAGAAGCAAACAUCAGUAUAACAAAUGGUCAGUUAGCACAGAAAAAGAUAUUCAACACCAUUAUCCAUCAGGGAAGUGCAAAGCAAAACCACAAUAAGAUACUACAAAUCCACUAGAAUGUCUAUAAUUAAAAAGGGAGAUAACAAAUAUUAGUGAAGAUGUAGAGAAAUUGGAACCCUCAUACCUUGCUGGUGGGAAUAUAAAAUAGUCCAGCCAC
Rhinolophus ferrumequinum (greater horseshoe bat) is the source of this 804-nucleotide messenger RNA. It is a transcript of the gene LYRM2, whose product is annotated as LYR motif containing 2. Bases 80 to 346 code for a protein of 88 amino acids. NCBI's taxonomy places the organism in Eukaryota, Metazoa, Chordata, Mammalia, Chiroptera, Rhinolophidae. The transcript has 3 exons. Gene Ontology annotation, cellular component: mitochondrion. The record is from RefSeq and is a predicted model, not a curated record.